AUGGUGCCAAAGUCGAGCACAAAGCGACGUCGCAGCGAUCGCGGUGCAACGCAUCCUGCCCAAGUCAUUCCGGAUACGACUGAACAAGCUGUUCAGGAUGCUACUCAAAGGAUUCCGGAUACGACUGAACAAGCUGUUCAGGAUGCUACUCAAAGGUUUCCGGAUACGACUGAACAAGCUGUUCAGGAUGCUACUCAAAGGAUUCCGGAUACGACUGAACAAGCUGUUCCGGAGCACGCUGUGGAAAGUGAGGAAGGUCGUGAACAAGAGGCAACGGAGACUUUGGAGGGUGGUGCGACCCGUCACGGUGUUUCAUUGGAUGACUUUGACUCGGAUGAUUUUCUCGCCGCUCUGAGGCGGGAUCGAUUGUUUGACGAUGGUGAUGUUGGUGACUUCAAUGCUGGUGGCGGAGAUUGGUUGCUUACUCUUGACUCUGACACGGAAGGUGACGAAGAUUCGAUCCUUCAAGACGAAAGUGACGACGAUGUUGGGGAUGACGACGUAGUGGUUGAUGCCAACGACGAAAGCGACGACGGAAAUGUAGUUGAACUUGACGAAGUCCCAGUUGAGUUUGAUCUGACUCGUGGAGACCUGGAUCGCCUGCAAGCGGAGGAGUGGGACGUGUAUAUGGAGCAAGAAGCUGGACGGGUUCUGCAUGAUGCCUCACCGCUGUAUGAUGGACCGUCAGGCCCAACGCGAGCUGCUCUUGCUUACGCUGAAGACCCACUGGCCAUAUUUUACUUUUUCCUACCCAAGGAGCUCUGGCGGCGCAUAGCAAUGGAAACCAACAAGUAUCGCCGGGACAGCAUUGAUACCGAUUCAUGGCUUACCUCACGUUGUUCCCAUCGAUCC
This is a messenger RNA of Phytophthora nicotianae INRA-310, 852 nucleotides long. RefSeq lists its product as hypothetical. NCBI's taxonomy places the organism in Eukaryota, Oomycota, Peronosporomycetes, Peronosporales, Peronosporaceae. The record is from RefSeq and is a predicted model, not a curated record. The transcript has 2 exons. The annotation marks the transcript as partial.